CCGCGCGGGGCGGGGCCGCCAGCACAGUAGCUGCAGCGGCCGCGGGAGGUGUCGGAGACAAGAUGAAGCUCAUCAUCCUGGACCAUUAUUCUCAGGCCAGCGAGUGGGCAGCCAAGUACAUCAGGAAUCGCAUCAUCCAGUUUAACCCAGGGCCAGACAAGUACUUCACUCUGGGACUUCCCACUGGGAGCACCCCGAUUGGCUGCUACAAGAAGCUGAUUGAGUAUUAUAAGAACGGAGACUUGUCCUUCAAAUAUGUGAAGACUUUCAACAUGGAUGAGUAUGUGGGCCUUCCUCGAGACCACCCGGAGAGUUACCACUCCUUCAUGUGGAACAACUUCUUCAAGCACAUUGACAUCCGCCCAGAAAACACCCACAUUCUGGAUGGGAACGCACCUGACCUGCAGGCUGAGUGUGACGCCUUUGAAGAGAAGAUCGAAGCUGCGGGCGGCAUCGAGCUCUUCGUUGGAGGCAUCGGCCCCGAUGGACACAUUGCCUUCAAUGAGCCGGGCUCCAGUCUGGUGUCCAGGACUCGUGUGAAGACUCUGGCCAUGGACACCAUCCUGGCCAAUGCUAGGUUCUUCGAUGGUGAUCUCACCAAGGUGCCCACCAUGGCCCUGACGGUGGGUGUGGGCACUCUCAUGGAUGCUAGAGAGGUGAUGAUCCUCAUCACAGGCGCCCACAAGGCCUUUGCUCUGUACAAGGCCAUCGAGGAGGGGGUGAGCCACAUGUGGACCGUAUCUGCCUUCCAGCAGCACCCCCGCACGGUGUUUGUGUGUGAUGAGGAUGCCACCCUGGAGCUCAAAGUGAAGACCGUCAAGUAUUUCAAAGGCUUAAUGCUUGUUCAUAACAAGUUGGUGGACCCCUUGUACAGCAUCAAGGAGAAAGAAACCGAGAACAGUCAGUCUCCUGAGAAACCAUACGGUGAUUAGCCCGUGCACCCCAGCAUCAAGGGCGUCCUCAGGACAGGGGGGCGUUUCUGGAGAUGGCCUUUAGGAGGACACAGUUGUGUUUCUUUCACCCAGUAUGGUGACUCCAGAUGAACAGGGAUGCUAAUUGUUCUUGGCUCUGCAGCAUGGAGCCUAAUUGUGAGAGUUUAGGAACAAGGAGAAUGACUUAUUUUGUAACUUAAUCAGAAAAAAGUCUCUGAAAAAUGUACUUGAUAAUUCUUGAUGUCUGCCCUACAUAAAUGAGGGCUUUUUAGCUUUGUUCUCCCCCUGGCACUGUUCUCACAUACGGCACACUCCCACCAGUAAUCUCUGUCAUUUGUACGCUGAUUCUCAUUUGGGGGGAGGGGCCUGUGUACACCGGCCAGAACCUCUCUGGAGAGGCUCUGAAAGCCCAUCAUCUGAGGAUCACUACUCCAGAGGAAGGAACAAAUUCUCAACCUUAUGUUCAGCUCUACGUGCCAUGGAAAGAAAGAAAAGGAUUCCUUUCUUUCCCUUCUUGUUUUUCUCUGCUCUCACAGCUGGCCUUUCCGUGAACUCAGAGGAUACCUUGAGGGAGGAUCUGGGUGGCAAGGGCUAAAGAGAAGGCUUUGGCUGACAAACUCAGAGCCUCAUGGGGCAGAGUCACGUCACCCGCCCCUCCCUGGGGACCCUCGAUCACAGGAGGAAGGCGGAAACCCUCUUCCCACCAGAGCCCUUGUUUUUGUUCCAAAGUCUCCCUGGGCCGACGCGUACUGCCAUCACAUCAGUGUGUCCAGCUAAGGAGACAGGGGCUGGGCAAGCAGCUCGGUUCAGCCUAAGUUUAGUCACAACACAAGGGCCAUGUUCUCCUGCUUCCCUGAGAGCUGAGUGCCAAGGCAACAUACCAAAUGCUUCUAAAGUCGCCUAAUGGCACCUUUCCUCACGAAAAAUGCCCUGCUCUUCCAGCCCUCUCGGGUUCCUGAGUGGGGUCAUGUGUCCCCAGAAUACCAGGAACACAGCCAUUUUGCCCCUUCAUCCUUUACCCCUUGUUCACAACAUGAGUUCAUUGCUCUGCCUUUUGACCUUAAGCCUUCGUGGAGCGGAUGCUGCCUUCCCCUCCCUAUCUCUGUGCCUGUUUGAAGCUGCUGCUUCCUCUGUUUCGGGGAAAGAUCUUUCAGAGAAUGGCUCCGGCCUCUCCUUACGCGCUGUUUGCUACCAGUGUUCUGUCCUUAGCUUUUAUACGUGAUCGUGCUGUCAUUCUGUCUUAGGCUAAUGGAUCGACGGGCUUGUUUACAAUGUGAUGAUAUUUUCUAUUAAAUCUGUUAUUUUCAAAUAAAAUGUCUUUGUGGACUUGCGUCCCCAGAAGUCA
This is a messenger RNA of Suricata suricatta (meerkat), 2277 nucleotides long. RefSeq names its product glucosamine-6-phosphate deaminase 1 (gene GNPDA1). The record is from RefSeq and is a predicted model, not a curated record. Bases 63 to 932 code for a protein of 289 amino acids. NCBI's taxonomy places the organism in Eukaryota, Metazoa, Chordata, Mammalia, Carnivora, Herpestidae. The transcript has 7 exons. Gene Ontology annotation, molecular function: identical protein binding; glucosamine-6-phosphate deaminase activity. Gene Ontology annotation, cellular component: cytoplasm. Gene Ontology annotation, biological process: carbohydrate metabolic process; N-acetylglucosamine catabolic process; D-glucosamine catabolic process.